Molecule: messenger RNA, 846 nt
Organism: Phytophthora sojae
Lineage: Eukaryota; Oomycota; Peronosporomycetes; Peronosporales; Peronosporaceae
Exons: 1
Coding region: 1-846 (281 amino acids)
Biological process (GO): transport
Molecular function (GO): transmembrane transporter activity
Source: RefSeq, a predicted model, not a curated record
AUGUCGUGGCUGGACGUCGCCAAGGACCUGAACACCGGCACCAUCGGCGGCGUGGCGGGCAUCAUCGCCGGGCACCCCCUGGACACCAUCAAGGUGCAGUUGCAGACCAGUCGCGAGACUGGUAGUGGCGUUCUACGCACUCUACGGCGGGUCGUGCGCUCCGAGGGCGCUGCGGGACUCUACCGAGGGCUGCUGUCCCCCAUUCUGUCCAAUGCCCCGAUCAACGCCGUCAUCUUCGGCGUGCAGGGCCAAAUGGUGCGCGCCCUCCAGUCGAGGGAGAACCACAGUGAGCCCUUGACCAAUUCUCAGCACUUCGUGGCCAGGUCCGCUGCCGGAUUGGUCCAGGUCGUCUUCGCGGCGCCGUCCGAGCACGUCAAGAUCCAGCUACAGACGGGGGCAAUGGGGGCGGAGCACAGCUCCAUUGCAGCGGCCAGGACGAUCCUGAAGAGAUACGGGAUGGCUACACUUUUCAAGGGCUGGGAGGUGUGUCUGCUGAGGGACGUGCCGUCAUUCGGCGCCUACUUCUGCUGCUACGAAGCGGCUAAGAGAGCGCUGACCAAUGGGAACAGUGAGAACGAGACGGACUGGAAGCUCAUGACGGCUGGGGGUAUCGCUGGGAUGCUCUCGUGGGCCAUGUGCAUGCCUGCGGACGUCGUCAAGAGUUGCGUGCAGGGCCAGAGUCUUGAGGGCAAGCAGAUGACCAUGACCGAGAUCGCGAGCUCCAGGAUGAAGCGGGAAGGACCGGGAUUCUUCUUCAAGGGAUUCGGCGCGACCAUGGUCAGAGCAUUCCCAGUCAGCGCAGUGACAUUCCUCGUCUAUGAGAAGAUCAUGCAGCUCACGUCUUGA